AUGUCUUCGGAGAGCUAUAACAGCGAUUCGGACGCCUCUUUGGAGACAAAGCCGUCGAAAAGCAAAACAAAGAAGAAGUUAUCGGUUGAGAGGAUAUACCAGAAGAAGACACAAUUAGAGCACAUUCUGCUGCGACCGGACACUUACAUCGGGUCCGUCGAGAAGGAGACCAAACAAAUGUGGGUCUUUGACGACGAGAUGGGGAUGCAGUUGAGGGACAUCUCAUACGUUCCCGGGAUCUACAAGAUCUUCGACGAGGUGUUGGUCAACGCCGCCGACAACAAGCAAAGGGAUAAAUCCAUGUCUUGUAUUCGCAUUGAUAUCGAUCCAGACAAGAAUGAGAUAACGAUCUUCAAUAACGGCAAAGGGAUUCCAGUGAUCGAGCACAAGGACGAGAAGAUGUUUGUGCCGACACUGAUCUUCGGCCACCUCUUGACGUCCUCUAACUAUGACGACAACGAGAAGAAAGUGGUCGGCGGUCGCAACGGAUACGGCGCUAAGCUCUGCAAUAUCUUCAGCACGAGAUUCAAAGUGGAGACGAGUUGUAAGGAAUACAAGAAAGCCUUCUCUCAGGUGUGGACCGACAACAUGAAGAACACCAAAGAGCCGAAGAUCACGACCGCUUCGGGUGAGGACUUCACGCGAAUCACGUUCUCUCCCGACCUCUCGAAGUUCAAUAUGGAUUCACUGGACAAAGACAUCGUCGCUCUGUUCUCGCGCCGGGCGUACGACUGCGCCGGCAGUUCCAAAGGCGUCAAAGUGUUCCUCAACGGCAAACGGCUGGCCGUCAAUGGCUUCAAGGAUUACGUCGACCUCUUCAUCAAAGAUAAAGAAGACGAGAGCGGAAGCCCUCUGAAGAUGGCCUACGAGUUGGUGAACGAUCGCUGGGAGAUCGCCGCCACUGUCAGCGACAAAGGCUUUCAACAAAUCAGUUUCGUUAACAGUAUCGCCACCACAAGAGGUGGUAAACACAUUGACUACGUGUCCGAUCAGAUUGUGGCUAAAAUGGUGGACAUCAUUAAGAAGAAGAAUAAGGCGGGCGUUAACGUCAAGCCCUUCCAGAUUAAGAACCAUUUGUGGCUUUUUGUGAACUGUUUGAUCGAAAACCCAUCGUUUGAUUCACAGACUAAAGAGACGAUGACUUUGCAGGUGAAGAGUUUCGGCUCUAAAUGCGUUCCGAACGACAAGUUCUUCAAUGCCGUCAAUAAGAUAGGAGUCGUGGAGUCAGUGAUGUCUUGGGUUCGGUUUAAGGCUCAGACAGAGCUCUCGAAACAGUGCCACUCAAAGAAACUGUCGAAACUGAAAGGCAUUCCCAAACUGGAGGACGCGAACGACGCCGGAACUAAACACUCGAUCGAUUGCACGCUUAUCCUAACGGAAGGCGACUCCGCAAAGUCUUUAGUGGUGGCCGGACUGGGAGUGAUCGGUCGCGACAAAUACGGCGUCUUUCCGUUGAGGGGAAAGAUGCUUAACGUUAGGGAAGCGACACAUAAACAGAUUCUGGAGAACGCGGAGAUCAAUAAUUUGAUCAAAAUAUUAGGCCUUCAAUACAAGAAGCAAUAUUCAACGCCCGAUGACUUACGGACAUUGCGUUACGGAAAGCUCAUGAUUAUGACCGAUCAGGACCAGGACGGCUCACACAUCAAGGGUCUGCUCAUCAACUUUAUUCAUCACAAUUGGCCCAAACUCUUGGAACUGAACUUCUUGGAGGAGUUCAUCACUCCUAUCGUCAAAGUGUCCAAAGGAUCGGAAGUGAAGUCUUUCUAUAGUUUACCAGAAUUUGAAGAGUGGAAGAAAGAGAACAAUUGGAGCGCUUGGAAAGUCAAGUACUAUAAGGGUUUGGGUACUUCCACUUCAAAUGAGGCCAAAGAGUACUUCACGGAUAUGAGGAGACAUAGGAUCACAUUUAAAUAUACCGGCGCUGAUGACGAUCACGCAGUGAUGUUGGCGUUCAGUAAGAAAAUGGUUGAACAGAGAAAGGAUUGGCUGACAAACAGUAUGGAAGACCGCAAGAAGCGGAGAGAACUGGGUUUACCUGAAGUCUAUUUAUACGAAAGCAAUACCCGAAGCAUUUCGUACAAAGACUUUGUCAACAAAGAGCUCAUUCUCUUCAGUAAUAUGGAUAACGAGCGCUCCAUUCCUUCCCUUAUGGAUGGCCUUAAACCGGGUCAGAGGAAAGUGAUGUUCACGUGCUUUAAGCGCAAUGACAAACGGGAAGUAAAAGUGGCACAACUGGCCGGCAGUGUGGGUGAGCACAGCGCCUACCAUCACGGGGAGGUAUCACUCAUGUCCACAAUCAUCGGUUUGGCCCAGAAUUUCGUGGGCAGUAAUAACAUCAAUCUCUUGCAACCGAUCGGUCAGUUUGGAACUCGUCUCCAGGGAGGCAAAGACGCCGCCAGUCCUCGAUAUAUCUUCACAAUGUUGUCCCCAUUGGCGCGUAAGAUAUUCCCGGCACUGGACGACCCGCUCCUCAACAACCUAUACGACGACAAUCUUAAGAUAGAACCCGAAUAUUAUGUCCCAAUUCUGCCAAUGGUUUUGGUGAACGGGGCGGAGGGUAUCGGGACGGGUUGGAGCACUAAAAUCCCGAAUUAUAAUCCCAGAGAAAUUGUGGAGAAUUUGCGGCGAAUGAUUAGAGGGGAACCGCCCGAACAGAUGCAGCCCUGGUUUAAGGGCUUUCGUGGAUCUAUUAUCCAAAUCGAUACCCAGAGGUUUGUCAUGAAUGGAGAGGUGGGUCUCUUGGAUGGCAAGUCAUUCGAGAUCACAGAACUACCGGUCAGGACAUGGACUCAUGUGGGUGAGCACAGCGCCUACCAUCACGGGGAGGUAUCACUCAUGUCCACAAUCAUCGGUUUGGCCCAGAAUUUCGUGGGCAGUAAUAACAUCAAUCUCUUGCAACCGAUCGGUCAGUUCGGAACCCGUCUCCAGGGAGGCAAAGACGCCGCCAGUCCUCGAUAUAUCUUCACAAUGUUGUCCCCAUUGGCGCGUAAGAUAUUCCCGGCACUGGACGACCCGCUCCUCAACAACCUAUACGACGACAAUCUGAAGAUAGAACCCGAAUAUUAUGUCCCAAUUCUGCCAAUGGUUUUGGUGAACGGGGCGGAGGGUAUCGGCACGGGUUGGAGCACUAAAAUCCCGAAUUAUAAUCCCAGAGAAAUUGUGGAGAAUUUGCGGCGAAUGAUUAGAGGGGAACCGCCCGAACAGAUGCAACCCUGGUUUAAGGGCUUUCGCGGAUCUAUUAUCCAAAUCGAUACCCAGAGGUUUGUCAUGAAUGGAGAGGUGGGUCUCUUGGAUGGCAAGUCAUUCGAGAUCACAGAACUACCGGUCAGGACAUGGACUCAGUCUUAUAAAGAGUCCACUUUAGAGCUUCUACUUCACGGCAGCGAAAAGACGCCCUCUUUUAUCAAUGAAUACAAGGAAUAUCACACGGAAUCGAGCGUCAGAUUCGUUGUGGGCCUCUCAGAAGCUAAUCUUAAAAAGUCAAUGGAUUCUGGAAUUCAUAAGACAUUUAAAUUGCAGUCUUCGAUGUCGACCACAUCUAUGGUUCUCUUCGAUCACAACGGAUGUCUUAAACGAUAUGAUAAUCCAGAGGAGAUAAUCGAAGAAUAUUUUCCGGUGCGUCUCGAGUACUACGUCAAGAGGAAAGCCUACUAUGAGGGCAAACUCGAAGCUGAGGCACUGAAACUUGAAAAUCAGGCGAAGUUUAUACUCGAGAAGAAUGACGGGAAGAUUCGUAUGGAAAACGUACGCAAAAAGGAUUUCGUUCGGCAACUGAUUGAUCGACGCUAUGACUCGGAUCCAGUCAAGGGUUGGAUUCAGAAGAAUGGUCUCUUGAAUGCCGAGGAAUAUGACGGCGAUAAGAGUGGUGACGAAGAGUCUGACUUUGAGUCGUACGACAAGAGUUCUGACGCCCCGAAGAAGUAUAAGAAAUACGAUUUCGAUUACUUGUUUGAUAUGUCGAUGAGAAGUAUGUUAAGGGAAAGAGUGGACGAACUCCUGAAGCAAAGAGACACCAAAAAGAGAGAAUUAGAAGAUUUGAAGCGAAAGACGCCGGAAAUGCUUUGGGAGGACGACCUCAAGGCUUUCAUGCAAGAGUUGGACUCAUAUGAAGAGUUGGAACGACAGGCGGGUUCUAAACCUAUUAAGCUGUCGUCCAAAGGGACGACCAAUAAAUCCCGAAAUACCGGCAAAUCUUCUGGAAAACUAAGCAUUGAUUCGAAGCCAUCGGACUUUGCGGAGAGAAUUGAACCGAAGAUAGAUUUCGAGACUUACAAGAAGGCCGACAAAGCCGUCAAAAAGGCGAACGAAAAGAAGAGAAAGGGCGGCGAAAACACUCCCGAAAAGCGGGACAGCGAUAGCGAUGAUGACAUCGGACGACCGCUCUCUGAACGCAUCGGUGUUUCGCCGCAAAUCAUCGAUGAGAAGAGAGCGAAGACUAAACCCAGUGUUAAGUCUUCACUGAUAACCGAUUUGACGGAUGAGUUGAAUAAAGAGAAACUCAAACCUAAGAAAACCCCGAAAAAGAGUGAAACGACUCCUAAGAAGAAGAGCUCCACUAAAGGUAAUCAGAAGCGAAAGAAUCCGUGGUCUGACUCAGAGUCAGACGCAGACGCAGAGGAAGACUACGACUUCCACGAAGACACCGAUGACGACCAAAACGAAUACAUUCCGUCGAAUACGAGCACUCGAGUCGUUAGUAAACCUAAAAAAGUGGCGAAAGAAGAGCGAGUCGUUGAAAAAGACGACAUGAUUUCAGUGAAGAAGACUACUAAUGACGACAAUAGCGAUGACAUAAUCGCCAAAUCCAUUAAAGUAACCGAUUUUAAGCCUAAAGCGGUUUAUGAUAGCGAUGACGACCUCUUCACGGCUACGAAGACAGAGACCACUUCCAGCAAAAGGACGAGUGAAGAGCUCUUUGAUUCGAUUUUCACCAAAUCGAGUGAUAAUCAAAAUGGUGUUAAAGAGUCGAAGAAUGGUUUCAAAAACAAUGACAAUCACAGCGACGACGACAGCUCUGGAAGCGGUUUCCAAAGUAAACCAAAAAUGGAUACCAUUUUCGAGGAAAAGCCAAUAAAACCAACAAAAGCCUCGAAGAAGGCGUUUGACUCAGAUUCUGACCAUGAAUUUGAACCGGAAUUUGAACCGGAAUAUCAGCCAAAACCCAAAGCAAAGGCCACUAAAGCAAAACAAAAGACGUGGAAAUGA
Molecule: messenger RNA, 5205 nt
Organism: Oppiella nova
Lineage: Eukaryota; Metazoa; Arthropoda; Arachnida; Sarcoptiformes; Oppiidae
Source: the annotation of a GenBank genome assembly